Messenger RNA from Magallana angulata, 2530 nucleotides. Its product is annotated as tRNA-dihydrouridine(47) synthase [NAD(P)(+)]-like. The record is from RefSeq and is a predicted model, not a curated record. The transcript is spliced from 15 exons. Lineage: Eukaryota; Metazoa; Mollusca; Bivalvia; Ostreida; Ostreidae. Bases 525 to 2480 code for a protein of 651 amino acids. Gene Ontology annotation, molecular function: metal ion binding; tRNA dihydrouridine synthase activity; RNA binding. Gene Ontology annotation, biological process: tRNA processing.
UUAUUGCUUGAGAUUGCAGCAUGUGUUUUGGCAAACUUUUUAGACGGUGACACGCUUGUUUUGCAAUGGUGUAUUGAUAGUUUAAAGACUAGUGAGGCAAUAGAGAUGAAAACUGAGUAAGAAAAGUACGCAUGGUCGCGUAACGACACAGCUUUCCAGUCAUUUAUCACACGAAUUUGUUUUUGCCAUUUGUUCAUGUUGUCCAGUACACUAUAUUUUGCUCCCCCUUUGGCCUUUUGUUGCAUAUCUAAGGAAACAGAUGCAUAUUGAGGGAGAAGUUUUAUUAAUGGCAGGUGUAAUGCACUGUUUUGGUUGAAUCGGUUGUAAGCUUAGAUGCUGAAUUACCUAAUGUGAGACAGAGAGCAUUGCAAAACAUUUUUUUCGGUAACCAGCAAUUUGAUUAUCUUCAAGUAUUUUGAAAACCAGUACACAUAAUCAAGUUGACCAACUACACUCUACAUACUGUAUUACAAAGAAUUUCAAGUUGGAAGAAAAAGUUAAUCCAUUAGCAGAAACUGGCCACAAUGGAGGAAAAAGACGUAGAGAAUGCAGAACAUCAAAAGGAGACAACUAUUUUAACCAGUAAAAAUGAAGAUAAAGCUGACUCAAAAGAUGCCGUGAAGGCAGGGGCAAAUGAUAAACAACCUCAGAAAUCAGGGAGGGAGGAAAAGCCAGGCUUUGCCCGCAUAAAAUCUGAAUUUGUUCGUGUUGACUACAAACCAGAAUUGGAUACAGCCUAUAUAUCUCAGAAAACUAAAGACGAAUUGGAAAAGGGCCAAAAACGUCAGCUGGAUGGCGACCAAGAUAACGGAAAGGGUAAAAAGAAGAUGAAGGUCAAAGGUCGCAACAAACAGCGACCAGUGACCCACAUCAAAUCCAAAGACAAGCUAUGUCCCACCAUAUUCCAAGAAAAAGAGUGCAGUUUUGGCGAGAAAUGCAAAUUCUCCCACGAUAUCAAAGGAUUCAUGGAGAGCAAACCCAAAGACAUUGGAUUGCACUGUUUCAUGUUUGAGACCUAUGGGAAAUGUCCUUAUGGACUGGCCUGUCGAUAUGGCAGCAAACAUAUAUCUGAGGACUUCAAAAAUAUUGUCAAUCAAGAACUCUAUGAGAAAAAAUCUAAGGUGAAGCAAGUUCUGAAUGUUCUGUCAAAAGACCUGCAAGUCAUGCUGUGGAAGAAGAGGUACAACUUUGAUAAGGCCAACGAGGUCGUGAAACAAGUUCAGAAGAUGGCCCAGGAAAAGCUGGACACCUUCUCCAAGAAAUGUGUGACUAAACAAGAAAACAAGGAGACCGCCACCAAGUCAGGCGCUGAAUCUGAGGAAAAAAUGGAUGUUACUCAGGAUCUGCCUAGCAAAGAUGCUGCAAUGGAAAGCACUGAUGAAUCAGAGGGAGAGAUCAAACUAAGACCCCAGGAAACCAGAAAGAUUGAUUUCAGCUCAAAAAACUAUCUGGCUCCACUCACCACAGUGGGUAACCUGCCUUUCCGACGGAUCUGUAAGACGUAUGGAGCAGACAUCACUUGCAGCGAGAUGGCCAUGUCCAUGAACCUCCUCCAGGGUCAGGCCUCAGAGUGGGCCCUAUUGAAGAGGCACGAGAGCGAGGACUUGUUUGGAGUCCAGAUUUGCGGAGGUUGGGCAGACACACUAACGAGGUGUUCACAGCUGAUUAACGAAAAUGUGGAACUAGAUUUCUUGGAUCUGAAUUGUGGGUGCCCAAUUGAUCUGGUAUAUAAAAAGGGUGAGGGUUGUGCUUUAAUUGGUCGGCUUAACAAGUUUGAACAGAUCAUCAGGGGGAUGAACUCUGUACUAGAUGUUCCGCUCACAGUCAAAAUGAGGACGGGAAUUUUCGACAACAAGAAUAUUGCUCAUACUGUCAUUCCUAAACUCAGAGACUGGGGAGUUUCCAUGGUAACCUUGCAUGGUCGCUCACGUGAGCAGCGGUACACGCGUCUAGCUGACUGGGAUUACAUCAACCAGUGCGCCGAGGCAGGCAAACCCAUGCCAGUGUUUGGUAAUGGAGACAUUUUGUCUUAUGAAGACCUGGACAGACACCUGAAAAAUACAAAGGUGACAGGAUGUAUGGUGGCCAGAGGUGCCCUAAUCAAGCCUUGGAUCUUCACGGAGCUGAAGGAGAAGAGACACUGGGACAUCUCCUCGUCGGAGAGGUUCGACAUGAUGAAGCGAUUUGUCAACAACGGACUGGAGCACUGGGGGAGUGACACCCAGGGGGUGGAGACAACACGACGGUUCCUACUGGAGUGGCAGUCCUUCCUCCACAGGUACAUACCUGUAGGACUGUUGGAGCAGCUGCCCCAGAAAAUCAACGAGCGUCCUCCGUACUAUAUAGGUCGUAAUGACCUAGAAACCCUCAUGUCUAGUCCAAACUGUGGGGACUGGGUUAAAAUCAGUGAGAUGUUACUUGGGCCAGUUCCUGAUGGAUUUUCCUUCCUUCCCAAACACAAGGCUAACGCCUACAAAUAAAAGGACUCAGUGGAUUUCUUAUCGAAUCAAUAAAAUGUUUGCAAAAUAUU